Molecule: messenger RNA, 2427 nt
Organism: Arctia plantaginis
Lineage: Eukaryota; Metazoa; Arthropoda; Insecta; Lepidoptera; Erebidae
Source: the annotation of a GenBank genome assembly
AUGGAUGGAAUUUUAGUUGACAUGACGGAUGGUUAUAAAACUUUACAUGCCUCAAUUAAGAUUGCUGUAAUCUCAUAUUCUGCAGCGAUAGCUCGCAACGCCAGGGCAGCCCUGUCAGACAUAGCAACAACUGCCACAGAUUUAGUGACAGUGGCAGCUAAUUCCAUGGCUCAAUAUGAUGCCUUUAAACAAUCUUUAGAUCACAUAUCAAGAUCUUGGAAUAAUACAGCUAACAGUAUGACAAAUUAUAUGAGUGAGGUUGAUAAGAAACUACUCGUCUUAAAUCACCUUACUUCAUCUCUUAAAUCAACCAGAGGACCUCCAUCAACAGACUCUCGAUACUCUCCAGACCCAAUAGUUGGUGCCAGUCUUGUUCUUGUAUCAGGAUCCAUAUAUAAAUCAACAAUGGGAACUCUGAACUUUGCUACUGAUGAGAGUAUUGGCUUUGUAGGUUCUAACAAUGAAGGGCAAUUACUUGGAGAAUUCAUAAAAGCACUUGGCAAGCCCAAACCUAUCGAAAAAGUGCUGAAUAAAGAUCUGAAUCUAUUAAUUAUCUAUUUAAAGAAAAACCAGGAUUUCAUUUCCAGAGGUCGCCAACUCUACCAACGAGGGAGAGUUACGAACAUGCGAAGAACGAAAGGCGCUGUUGAGAUGUCUAGCCUUCAAGAUGAAAUUCGCAAGAAGAUGUUCGUCGGCACCAACGAGGAGGAUGCACUAGCUCGCCUUAGUGAGCAACAAACGCUCAAAGCGAUUACUUUAUCGAUCACCACACGUGGGAUCGGUCUUGGGAUAUGUCACCUUACCUUCAUAUCGAUAUCAUAUCACGAGAACAUAAGGGUCCCAAGUAUCUACGCUAUGUACCGAGUUUUUCUCGGACUACUUGAGGCGAAGCUCGAAGCGAUCAAGUCUGAUCUACCAGUGAUCCCAAGAGUUACAGAUCACAUAAAACAUCCAGGAGUCACCAGUGAUAUGCUUAGGGUUGCACAAAGUGUAACAAUUGUACCUGAGCCAAUCAGGAGAAUUAUCAAUGCUAUAGGCUAUUUGAAGUAUGAAGACAAAGUGUAUGUUCCUGCCGUCGCAGCAGACCCAGUCGACCGGCACAACAUCGUUACCCCUAGACCUGAGAAUGUUCUUCUCAGUACCCUACGGAGAACCGUCGAGUUUCUAGCCAAUGCUGAAAGUUCAGCUGGUGUCAGGCGCAGAUUUCAUGAAAAUUGCGCUAUCCCAGGUGCUAUCUGGGUUAAUGAUAUUCUCCAGAAUCCUGACGAAAUUAUGCCUAGAGGAUACAAUAUGUAUGAGGACUUCCGAAGAGAGUCCAUGCUUAUAGCUCCUUUCCUUGUGUCCCUUCAGAAGCAUGUUCCGAAAUUAUCCAGAGGUCGCCAACUCUACCAACGAGGGAGAGUUACGAACAUGCGAAGAACGAAAGGCGCUGUUGAGAUGUCUAGCCUUCAAGAUGAAAUUCGCAAGAAGAUGUUCGUCGGCACCAACGAGGAGGAUGCACUAGCUCGCCUUAGUGAGCAACAAACGCUCAAAGCGAUUACUUUAUCGAUCACCACACGUGGGAUCGGUCUUGGGAUAUGUCACCUUACCUUCAUAUCGAUAUCAUAUCACGAGAACAUAAGGGUCCCAAGUAUCUACGCUAUGUACCGAGUUUUUCUCGGACUACUUGAGGCGAAGCUCGAAGCGAUCAAGUCUGAUCUACCAGUGAUCCCAAGAGUUACAGAUCACAUAAAACAUCCAGGAGUCACCAGUGAUAUGCUUAGGGUUGCACAAAGUGUAACAAUUGUACCUGAGCCAAUCAGGAGAAUUAUCAAUGCUAUAGGCUAUUUGAAGUAUGAAGACAAAGUGUAUGUUCCUGCCGUCGCAGCAGACCCAGUCGACCGGCACAACAUCGUUACCCCUAGACCUGAGAAUGUUCUUCUCAGUACCCUACGGAGAACCGUCGAGUUUCUAGCCAAUGCUGAAAGUUCAGCUGGUGUCAGGCGCAGAUUUCAUGAAAAUUGCGCUAUCCCAGGUGCUAUCUGGGUUAAUGAUAUUCUCCAGAAUCCUGACGAAAUUAUGCCUAGAGGAUACAAUAUGUAUGAGGACUUCCGAAGAGAGUCCAUGCUUAUAGCUCCUUUCCUUGUGUCCCUUCAGAAGCAUGUUCCGAAAUUAGUGGCGAAUACGGAGCCCAUCGAUCCUUCAGGAUUACUGAUACCAAAACUGUCAAAUUUAGAAAAUAAUGAGAUUGAACACUCUAAAUCAGAUUCAGAUGACUGUACAGAAAAUAAUGUCAACGUUUACGUUUCAUCAGAUCCAAGUCUGUGGAAGGUUGACGAGGACGUUAUAUCAUACUGCAUAAGAAAAGGUUCAAGUUUUUGUCGAAAUCAAGAUUUAGAUUUCAAGAAAUCAGUUCGAACUUACAAAGAGUCUAAUGGCCAAUGGUAA